Molecule: messenger RNA, 177 nt
Organism: Ilex paraguariensis (yerba mate)
Lineage: Eukaryota; Viridiplantae; Streptophyta; Magnoliopsida; Aquifoliales; Aquifoliaceae
Source: the annotation of a GenBank genome assembly
AUGGCUGGGCUUUUGCGAUUUGGCAGUCUUGCACCCAAGACCAAGAACCUGGUUGUUGCUGGAGGCUUGACAACGUUUGUUUUUGGGGUAUACUUCUAUACCAUGAGAGCUGUUGGAGGUACAGAUGAACUUCAGAUAGCCAUCGAUAAGUUUGAAGAGCAGAAAAGCAAGAAUUGA